This is a messenger RNA of Tachysurus fulvidraco (yellow catfish), 1482 nucleotides long. It is a transcript of the gene gipc3, whose product is annotated as GIPC PDZ domain containing family, member 3. Gene Ontology annotation, molecular function: protein binding. The transcript is spliced from 6 exons. The record is from RefSeq and is a predicted model, not a curated record. Bases 15 to 1016 code for a protein of 333 amino acids. NCBI's taxonomy places the organism in Eukaryota, Metazoa, Chordata, Actinopteri, Siluriformes, Bagridae.
UUAAGCUAGACAGCAUGCAGGAGGACUUUGGGGAAAAGGGUGAAGACGGAGUGAUGCAGGACGAAGACGCCAUGAGCCCACAAACACAGGACUCCAAGAGCUCGACCGGGGAGGAAGAAAGCAGUGCGGUGCCCUCUGCACCACCAUUACCUACUUCACCCCCGUCUCCACAGUGUCAGAGACCGAAACUGAUAUUUCACACUCAGCUUGCUCAUGGAAGUCCUACAGGCCGCAUUCACGGCUUCACCAAUGUAAAAGAGCUGUAUGCCAAGAUUGCAGAGGUUUUCAACAUCUCUCCUUCAGAGAUCCUCUUCUGCACUUUAAACUCACACAAAGUGGACAUGCAGAAGCUGCUGGGAGGGCAGAUUGGGCUUGAAGACUUCAUCUUCGCUCAUGUCCGAGGAGAAACCAAAGAGGUGGAGGUCACUAAAACGGAAGAUGCCCUUGGCCUGACCAUCACUGAUAACGGUGCAGGAUAUGCUUUCAUAAAGAGGAUAAAAGAGGGCAGCACUAUCGACCGGCUGAAAAACGUGUGUGUGGGUGAUCACAUCGAGGCCAUCAAUGACCAGAGCAUUGUGGGAUGCCGUCAUUAUGAAGUGGCAAAGAUGCUGAAGGAGCAGCUGAGAGGAGAGCCAUUCACUCUCAGGCUGGUGGGACCUAAGAAAGCAUUCGACAUGAUUGGUCAAAGGACACGAGCGCCCAAAUCCAGUGAGGGCAAAAUGGUCAGUGGGAAAGAAACUCUCCGUCUGCGCUCAAAAGGAACAGCAACUGUUCAGGAAGUGCCCAGUGAGUUUGAAGAGAAGGCCAUUAAGAAGGUUGAUGACCUUCUGGAGAGCUACAUGGGUAUUCGGGAUCCUGAACUUGCAACCACAAUUGUUGAAGCCGCCAAAGACAAGCAAAAUCCAGGCGAUUUCGCGGAGGCUCUUGACUCUGUUCUGGGGGAUUUUGCCUUCCCUGAUGUUUUUCUGUUUGACAUCUGGGGAGCUCUAGGGGAUGUAAAAAAUGGCAGAGUUUAGAGCAGUUCUUCAACUUGGCUGUAUUUCCCAGUAUUCUUUCAUUGAGACUUUGGUAUUAUCACAGUAUUCUCCUGACAGAGGUAACUGUUUUAUUAUUUUUUUGCAAACCUUGGUUGCAACUGGCUGUCCAUGAUUCAGCAAGAGAUAUCACUUCAAUUUCUUAUGUUUAUUAUUAAACUCAGUCCUGAACUUUAGCUGCAGCACUAACACUGCCCCAGCAAAUCUCUGAGUGCAAAGACCAGAAGUGUGCAGUGUCAUUAACCCAUUUAUUAAAACAAACAAACAAAAAAAUGUCAUAAGACCUUAUAUAUGAGCCAGUUAUUGGGGGAUGAGAUUAUAAUAAUGAGUAUAUAAAUAAAGAAAUGUAAUGAUUGUUACUUUAUCAGGGUCUUUAAACCAUGUUUAAAAUCAAUUACCAAUUAUAAUAAAACAAGACUUGUUCUCACCCUUACAUCCUUAAAUACUA